Messenger RNA from Nannizzia gypsea CBS 118893, 1221 nucleotides. RefSeq names its product GTP-binding protein 1. Gene Ontology annotation, molecular function: GTPase activity; GTP binding. Bases 1 to 1221 code for a protein of 406 amino acids. Lineage: Eukaryota; Fungi; Ascomycota; Eurotiomycetes; Onygenales; Arthrodermataceae. The transcript is spliced from 9 exons. Gene Ontology annotation, biological process: cytoplasmic translation. Gene Ontology annotation, cellular component: cytoplasm. The record is from RefSeq and is a predicted model, not a curated record.
AUGGUGAACAUCACGGAAAAGAUUAAGGAUGAAUAUAGGUUAAUACGUAUUUCUGGUGGUGUACAGGAUCGAGGAGGAGAUGCGCAGGACGCAAAAAAACAAGGCCACUGGUAUGUUCAUAUACGUUCAAUUCCCGAAAAAACAAAAUUAACACCUUCCAGAAUACCAUUUAGGUCUACUCAAGGGGUUUGUGUACCCGUGAACAAAAAGCUCGCACGACUACGAGCCCAACUUCUUGAACCAACGGGAGGGUCUGGGUCAGGCGGAGGAGCCGGUUUUGAUGUUAGCAAGAGCGGAGAUGCUCGAAUAUCUCUUGUUGGAUUCCCUUCCGUUGGAAAGUCGACAUUUCUAUCAAAGAUAACCAAGACCAAGAGUGAAGUUGCCGCGUAUUCCUUCACAACUCUCACGGCUAUCCCAGGCGUGUUAGAGUAUGGUGGCUCAGAAAUUCAGAUCCUAGAUCUUCCUGGAAUUAUUGAAGGGGCAGCGGAAGGCAAGGGACGAGGAAGGCAGGUUAUUUCUGCGGCUAAGACGAGUGACUUGAUUCUGAUGGUUUUGGACGCAACGAAGCGAGCUGAGCAGAGAGCAUUGCUAGAGGCUGAAUUAGAAGCUGUUGGAAUUCGACUGAACCGAGAAGUGCCAAACAUCUAUCUAAAAGUUAAAAAGGCCGGUGGGAUGAAGAUCACCUUCCAGUCACCCCCCAAGUAUCUUGACGAGAAGAUGCUGUACAAUAUUUUGAGAGACUACAAGGUGCUCAACUGCGAAGUCCUGGUCAGGGAUGAAAAUGCUACGGUCGACGACUUCAUAGAUGUGAUCAUGAAAGACCACAGAAAAUAUAUCAAGUGCUUGUACGUGUAUAACAAAAUCGACAGCGUCAGCCUGGACUUCCUCGACCAGCUAGCGAGGGAACCUCACACCUGCGUGAUGAGCUGCGAGCUCGACCUCGGCAUCAGAGACGUGGUAGACCGAUGCUGGCAGGAACUCCAGCUCAUCCGUAUCUAUACAAAGCGGCAAGUAAAAGGAGUCGACCCCGACUUCAAUGAGGCUCUUAUUGUGAGAAGCAACUCGACAAUCGAGGAUGUGUGCGACCAAAUCCACCGCACGCUCAAGGAGUCUUUCAAGUACGCCCUUGUCUGGGGCGCCAGCGUCAACCAUGUGCCGCAGCGAGUAGGCCUCGGGCAUCUCGUAGCAGACGAAGACGUCGUCCAUAUCGUGUCCAAGUAG